Molecule: messenger RNA, 2312 nt
Organism: Abrus precatorius (Indian licorice)
Lineage: Eukaryota; Viridiplantae; Streptophyta; Magnoliopsida; Fabales; Fabaceae
Product: delta(8)-fatty-acid desaturase 2-like
Exons: 1
Coding region: 443-1789 (448 amino acids)
Biological process (GO): lipid metabolic process
Cellular component (GO): membrane
Molecular function (GO): oxidoreductase activity, acting on paired donors, with oxidation of a pair of donors resulting in the reduction of molecular oxygen to two molecules of water
Source: RefSeq, a predicted model, not a curated record
UAUAAAAAUAAAAACCCAUCCUUCCACAUACCCUGCAAUGCAACCUAAUGAUACUACUGUGUGGCCUAGCCAAUAUUGAUCUAUAAAUAAGCACCGUUACGAGGUAUGUUACAUCCACAGAAUUACUGGUUCUUGAUCAACAGGGUGGCUAGGUUUGAGAGUUGGACAAAACAAAGCCUAACUAAACUAAAUCGUUUUGUUUUGUUCGUGCGAUGUUCUUUCCACGCACAUACGAGUCUCCUUAGGACAUUCAAUCUCUUCUGUAUCCCUGCGAGAAUUACAACCAAUCAGGCUCUCUGCGUGAAUAUGGGUUGUGUUUCUGAACAAUCCCAUAAUAACAAAAUUGGGGUUCUCUUGGUUUGAGAAUUUUCUUUAAUUGCAGGGGUCAUAUACCUCAUUCUUUUUUUACAUCCAUCUAUCUCAUACCAAUUGUGUUGGCACAAUGGAGGGUGAGAAUAAAAAGUACAUCACGCAUGAGGAGCUGAAGGAGCAUAACAAGCCAGGGAAUUUGUGGAUAUCGAUUCAGGGUAAGGUUUACAAUGUGUCAGAUUGGGCUAAGGAUCACCCUGGUGGAGAGGUUCCAAUAUUGAACCUUGCAGGCCAAGAUGUAACAGAUGCAUUCAUAGCCUACCAUCCUGGCACAGCGUGGCAAUAUCUUGACAAAUUUUUCACUGGGUACCAACUAAGGGAUUUCAAGGUCUCUGAGGUGUCCAAGGAUUAUAGGAGGCUUGUGUCUGAGUUUGUGAAAAUGGGUCUUUUUGACAAGAAAGGGCAUGUCACUUUGUACACUUUGACCUCAGUUGUUGUCAUGUUUGUCGUUGUUCUUUAUGGCAUCUUGGGGUGCGAAAGCAUGUGGGCUCAUUUGGGUUCAGCCUCGUUGUUGGGUUUGCUUUGGAUGCAAAGCACUUAUGUGGGUCAUGAUUCUGGUCAUUAUGUGGUUAUGUGUGAUCCGGGUUAUAACAAAUUUGCACAAAUUCUUUGUGGGAAUUGCUUGACCGGGAUAAGCAUUGCGUGGUGGAAGUGGACCCACAAUGCGCAUCAUUUAGCCUGUAAUAGCCUUGACUAUGAUCCUGAUCUGCAACAUAUCCCAGUUUUUGCUGUGUCUUCUCGUUUUUUCAGCUCAAUGAAAUCUUGUUUCUAUGGCAGGAAUUUAAAGUUUGAUUCUUUGUCCAGGUUUUUGAUUAGUUACCAGCACUGGACAUUUUACCCUGUUUUGUGCUUUGCUAGGCUCAACUUGUACCUUCAGACUUUAUUGUUGUUGUUUUCUAGGCGUAGAGUCCCAGAUAGAGCUUUCAACAUUUUAGGAAUACUUGUUUUCUGGACUUGGUUCCCUCUUCUUGUUUCUUGCCUACCAAAUUGGUCAGAAAGGGUCAUGUUUGUGGUCGCUAGUUUUGCUGUUUGUUCCAUCCAACACCUUCAAUUCUGUUUAAACCAUUUUGCUGCUAAUGUGUAUGUUGGGCCACCAAAUGGCAAUGACUGGUUUGAAAAGCAGACAAGUGGGACAUUGGAUAUUUCUUGCUCAUCUUGGAUGGAUUGGUUUUUUGGUGGUUUGCAAUUCCAACUGGAGCACCAUUUGUUCCCAAGGUUGCCAAGGGCACAAUUGAGGAAGAUUUCUCCUUUGGUGAUAGAACUUUGCAAGAAGCAUAAUUUGCCAUAUAGAAGUUUGACAUUUGUAGAGGCCAAUGUAUGGACUCUAAGGACCCUCAAGAAUGCUGCUUUACUGGCUAGGGAGAUGAGUAACCCUUCUUCCCAGAAUUUAUUGUGGGAAGCUUUUAAUACUCAUGGCUGAGCAACAAGAUUUCAUAAGAUCAUCAUGUUUUCCUUUUCCUCCCAUUUCUCUUAGUUUAUGAGCAUCUACUUUUCUUAAUUGGGUAUUAGGUUUAAUAUCUCUCUUUUUAUAAGGUGUGACUGUGUGUAAUAAUGAUGAUCAUGUUAUCCUUUUUUCACCUCUUUUCUUAUUUUGGUUAGACUCUAUUGGCAUUUGGAAUAGAGUUGUUGACUUAUGUUUGUAAAGAUAGAACUUCAUACACCUAAGGGGAAAACAAGAUGGAAAAACACAGUAGAAAAUCGUAUUUAUGUAAUUUGUAAUUCAUCGGUUGUUGGGCAGAUUUUUUUUUCCUUCACUCAAUGUGUUGGUGAAGGGAUGAAAUAAUAAUAAUAAUAAUAAAACUCUUCUAAAAUGAUUUAUUGUUAUCUUCUGUUAUCUUUCUCUCUUUUCCUUUUAUGUGAAAAUAUCGUAGGCCUCUUUUCUAAUAGAAAUUUUGAACAGUUACUAAUAUAACUUGGAGAAGGAGUUACUUAAUAUAAAUUUU